ACGUCGAUUUCGAAUUGCGCCCCUGAUCCUUAACCGAUACCUUAAACCGCCGCAACUUAGUAGACCGUCUACGAAACAUCCAACCAAAUAGAGAACUAGUGUAUUGUGGUUCAUCUUGGAGUUAAUACUUUAUCAAGCGUCUUGUUUUGAUAUUGCUAUCGAUAGCUUCGCCUCACCAUGGCGAACAGGCCCAACUUCAUCGACUUGAGGGCUAAUUCCUCUGCCUCAGUCAACAGUUCUGCCUCCCGUCCCCUUAGAUCGCCCCGGUUACAUGUCGCAGGGGAAGUCCCUCCUGCUCUAUCACCCCUCGAUGCCUUCGCAGCCCAGAGUCGCCUCCUGGCGAAGCAGCUCGAGGAGAGUGCUAAAGCUGGGAGGCGAAUGAGUCGCCUACCCCCAUUAACCACGGAAAGCCCCUUGGUCGUUCAGGGGCGCUCUGAAUACUUUCGCUCCUUGUCCUACGAUUCUACUGACGACCAACCUGAAGCGCAACCACAAAAUACUGGGCUUGGCUUGACCACAGAAGUGGAAUCACCGUCAGAACGGCCUGUGUCGAUGCACCCUCGAAUGAGCCGUAUACCUCCUACGCCCGACCACUCGGUACCCCUCCCUCCAAACCCGUUCUUGGAGAAUGCACGUGGCCGACAACUUGAGAAGCUUGACGAAAAUGGUGGAUUAUACGGUGCCCGUAGGGAACAAUCACCUAGUGAUUUGGAGAGUCUUGCCGACAAGUCGGAACACAAAUCGGAGGACCAUGAUCGCGACAACAGGGAGAUUUCACCCACCCGCACACGAUUCCCACCGUCUCCCGAGAAACUUACCAAGACAGUUUCACACGAAUCUGCUGGGCUGGUUCCGCCUAGGCCAGUUUUUCCUAAGCGUUCUUCAAGCAUCAUGUCGGCGCCUCCCGAGGCUAGUAACGACGAUGUCUUGAGUGCUUCUUUUUAUUCACAACCGGGUCGAAAACUUUCUUCAAGCAGCGCCUUCUCAGGGCCAGGUCUUGCGUCCCCAAUCGCACAUUAUCAAAGGUCACCUUCAAUUAGCUCCGACUAUUCUGCGCCUUUGCCGCGUCCUUCUUUCAACUUUUCUCGACCACUAAGUCGAGCGGGUACUCCAGGUUUAGAAAUGCCAUCCCGACAGGCCUCGUCUGACAGCCAACCGUCAUUUGUUCUUGCCGAUGAGACUGCGCAUACUCCAGUCAGUAUGCACAGCGAAGCUUUCUUAGAAAGUAACCUAGCAGAUGAUGGGAGAGGCGCCCCCUCAUACAUCUACUCUAAGUACUCGUUGCCGAGAGGAAAAUCACUGCAGCGCAACUCCGCAAUUUUCCGCGACGAGCCCUCUUCUUUUGUUUGGGAGCAGCCAGUGGUUCCCCAAAGCAACGUCCAAACUUUUCCAAGAAAUGGUCAAGCACCACCUUCACCUCCUACGCGGCCUUCCAGUUCUUCAUCGAGAUUCCAGGAAGGCACACACGGAGCUGAUUCCCUUCUAGCGCGCCCGUCCAUGGAACGAAGCAAGCUUUCUAAGGAAAUGUCGUUGGAUGGAAGACAACCAUCACCUGAUCCGAGUCGCCCUUCAACUAGCAUGAGCCGACCAUCAGAGGACGUACCUAGGGGCCGUCCUCUCACAUCGCCUCUUCAUGAGCAAGCUCGAGGACGAACACCAGCAUCCGUAUCCACAAGCGAUUCUGCAAGCACCAUUCGACCACCGAAGUCGCAACAUUCGAAUGCGCCCACAGCUUCCGAAAUGAGCGCCGAGGAGCAUUUAGCCAAGGGUAUCAAGUGCCAUGAGGAAGGCUCCGUGAAAGAGUCUACCUACCACUUGCGCCUGGCUGCACGUGCAGGUGAUCCAACAGGAAUGCUUCUGUAUGCCCUUGCUUGCCGACAUGGAUGGGGUAUGCGACCAAACCAGAAGGAAGGUGUUGAGUGGUUACGAAAAGCCGCCGAUGUCGUUAGUGCCGAAAUCGCGGAAGAUGAGGACCACGUUAAAGAAGGAAAAUCCGUGGAUUUCAUGGAUCGAAAGACCCGCAAGGCUCAAUUCGCCUUGAGCAUCUACGAGUUAGGUGUCAGCCAUAUGAAUGGCUGGGGAAUUGAGCAGGAUAAGGCACUUGCCUUGCGGUGCUUUGAGAUCGCUGGCAGCUGGGGAGAUGUUGACGCACUUGCCGAAGCUGGUUUCUGUUACGCUAAAGGUGUCGGCUGCAAAAAGGAUCUCAACAAAAGCGCUAAAUUUUAUCGCAUGGCCGAGGCCAAAGGCAUGAGUAUGCCAGGAAACAGCUGGAUACACAAAGCAAAGUAUAGCGACGAUGCCAACAGCGCAAAAAAGCAGCGCGCCCGAAGCAAGUCAAGGAGUAGGGGAAUAUUCCACAAAAAGGAGAAGGCUUAAGAAAAGGCAACAUGAAGUCAAAGGUGGACUACACGAUUACGAUUCGUAUUAUUCUGACUUCCUCGGCGUUUUGGUGGCAGCAUCUAUCCAACAAA
Molecule: messenger RNA, 2471 nt
Organism: Hypoxylon trugodes
Lineage: Eukaryota; Fungi; Ascomycota; Sordariomycetes; Xylariales; Hypoxylaceae
Exons: 3
Coding region: 178-2376 (732 amino acids)
Molecular function (GO): protein binding
Source: RefSeq, a predicted model, not a curated record